Scylla paramamosain (green mud crab) is the source of this 2211-nucleotide messenger RNA. Its product is annotated as endochitinase-like. Gene Ontology annotation, molecular function: chitinase activity; chitin binding. NCBI's taxonomy places the organism in Eukaryota, Metazoa, Arthropoda, Malacostraca, Decapoda, Portunidae. Gene Ontology annotation, biological process: chitin catabolic process; carbohydrate metabolic process. The transcript is spliced from 13 exons. Gene Ontology annotation, cellular component: extracellular region. The record is from RefSeq and is a predicted model, not a curated record. Bases 138 to 1889 code for a protein of 583 amino acids.
GAUAGCAACAUCCACACGCUCACCUAUAUAAAUAGGCGAUUGGAUCUGCUCCUCCUAAGCACGUAGUGACCGUGCUCCUGUGUGUACACUGCCGACGCCUUUCUUUUUUCUUACGUCGUCCUGCAGGAAACUUCAACAUGAGUAUCAAGGGUGCGCUGGGCCUGGGGCUGUUGCUGGCAAUGCUGGUGGCCUCCGUCAGCGCCGAGCCUCGUUUCGCCAGACCAGGAGAUCACGAACCUGUGGAACACGUGCGGGUUUUGCCUGAGCGUCAGGGGCGCCGCGUCUGCUACUACGAGACGUGGGCGGUGUACAGGCCGGAUGAAGUGCACUACGACAUCGAGAGCAUCCCCGGAAAUCUGUGCACGCAUCUCAUCUACACCUUCUGCGGAGUGUCCAACGUCACCUGGGAAGUCCUCAUGCUGGACCCCGAGCUGGACAUCAACGCCAAUGGUUACCGCCGGUUCGUGGCCCUGAAGGAGAAGUUCCCAGACGUGAAGACCACAAUUGCCGUGGGUGGUUGGGCCGAGGGAGGCAAGAAGUACUCCCAGAUGGUGAGCGUCAAGGAACGUCGAGAGACUUUCAUCAGGAGCGUUGUCCAGUUGCUGACAGAGUACGGCUUCGACGGCUUCGAUCUGGAUUGGGAAUACCCCGGGGCGACUGACCGCGGCGGCGCGUAUGCUGACAAGGACAACUUCCUGAAGCUUGUGACAGAGCUGCGCGAAGCCUUUGAUUCCGUGGGUCAAGGCUGGGAGCUAACCGCCGCUGUGCCCGUCGCUAAGUUCAGACUUCAGGAGGGUUAUCAUGUGCCCGAGCUGUGCAGUCUGCUGGACGCCAUUCACCUGAUGACCUACGAUCUGCGAGGGAACUGGUGUGGCUUCGCUGACGUGCACUCCAUGCUAUACAUGCGCCCUGGCCUUGACGAGUGGGCUUACGAGAAGCUGAAUGAUAAUGACGGUGUGUUACUGUGGGAGGAAUUCGGAUGCCCACGCGACAAGCUGGUUCUGGGAACGCCUUUCUACGGCCGCACUUACACGCUGGGCAGUCGUGAUAACGUCGAACUGCACGCUCCCAUUAAGAAGUGGGAAGGUGGUGGAAAGCCAGGCCCCUACACCAACGCCACCGGCACCAUGGCUUACUUCGAGAUCUGCAAGAUGAUGCUGGAUGACAAUGCUUGGGUUGACCGCUAUGACGACGUGGGCCUUGUUCCCUUCACAUACAAGGAGGACCAGUGGGUGGGCUACGAGGACCCCGACAGCCUCAAGAUCAAGAUGGACUACGUGAAGGACAUGAAACUGCUGGGCGCCAUGACGUGGGCCGUUGACCAGGAUGACUACCUUGGCUGGUGCAACAGGGGCAAGAACCCCAUGAUGAAUACGAUCUACGAGGGACUGAAGGACUACAUCGUGCCCCCAGCUCCCACCACCACCAGCACUACCAGGAAAACGUAUUGGCCUACACCAACCACCAAGUCCACCACCACCACCACGCGGGACCCCAACCUUCCCACUACCACCUUGGGACCCAUUGACUGCAACGUAGCCUCCUACUGGCCCCACGAGGACUGUGACAAGUAUUACUGGUGCUAUGACGGCGUGCCGCAUCUUGAGCACUGUCCAUCAGGCACCCUCUGGAGCCAGAGUGCCCAUAUGUGUGACUGGGCCGAAAAUGUUGACACUUCCAACUGCAACUUGCCUGCCCACGCUCCCAGCCGCAAACACCACAGCGGGCCCCCUCCUCAGACCAAGCACAUCCCUCCCAAGAAGGCAGCCGCUGAGCCAGUCCACCAACAGGGUAAUGAUAUCCCUCACCAGAAACCCCAGAAAGAAAUCCCUACGGCAAAAGGCGCCAAGAUCCCUCCUCUGAUGAAGGCACUGCACAACAUCCCCUAGGCGCUGCGGCCGCCACAGUCUCUCCGCCGGGGCUGGUCGGACGCGAGCCACACCACCCGGACGGAGUCUAACUCACUUCUGAAUCAGUCAUUUCUAUUAGACAUACUCAUGCAUCUAAUAUGUAGCUUUAUUUGUAUACAAAAAUUUGGGAUCAGCAAAGUGGAACCCGGUUAAUGUAUGCAUUAUGUAUCGUUUUUUUUUUUUUUUCAAUAAUCAUGUGUUUUGAGAAGUUCUAUUAUUAUCUACAGUAGCAAGAAAUUCAGCCUUUCGGUGGAAGUGUUCAGUGUCACAUACUCUUGGUUAAUCAAAAUUAUUAAUUUCA